AUGGCUGAUAGAUUGCGCUCACAAGCAAAAUUGGAACAACUUCAAGCUCGAUUCGUCGGUGUAGGUCAUUCAUCUACCACCAAAUACGAAUGGAUGGUUAAUCAACACAGAGACGCGUUGUCUUCCAUCGUUGGACAUCCACCGCUUCUCGCAUAUAUGUCGACCGCAUUGGGUGAAUCUAGGACGCAAGUUCGUCAGCAAAUGCUGGAAAAAAUGAUCAUGCCUUGUGGUCCUCCUCCUCCCAACCAUUGA
Schizosaccharomyces osmophilus is the source of this 252-nucleotide messenger RNA. It is a transcript of the gene sap10, whose product is annotated as splicing factor 3B. Gene Ontology annotation, cellular component: precatalytic spliceosome; U2 snRNP. The transcript is spliced from 3 exons. The coding region runs from base 1 to 252 and encodes 83 amino acids. Lineage: Eukaryota; Fungi; Ascomycota; Schizosaccharomycetes; Schizosaccharomycetales; Schizosaccharomycetaceae. The record is from RefSeq and is a predicted model, not a curated record. Gene Ontology annotation, biological process: mRNA splicing, via spliceosome.